CUGGGAGUAGUUCCCGGAGGGUUUCCUCGCUUCAGCCUGUCUCCGCUCCUACCCCGUCCUCGUCGACUGUUCCUGCUUCCCCCCUCCACAUCCAGCAUUCCAACAUGGCUGCUGCAGGGAGCCGGGCGCGCGCGCGCCCCCGCGCGCAGCAGAGGGUGGCGGGGGUGCAUCGGCAGGAUGCCAGAACUCCCGUCUGGCCUGCUGGAGGCAUGUGUGGUGCUUGGACCUCCCAGUGACAAGCUUCGAGACACACACCUGAGUAAGCCAGAUGAUCUGCCCCAGCUGGAAGCUGAGGUACUGCAGGUUCAUGCCCCACCGUUUGUUACCAAGGGAAGUAACUCAAACCAGGUGAUUGGUCCAGCUUUUAGCCGUGUUCAAAGAAGGAGGAGCUUUAUCAAAAAGAAGAGACGAGAUCGUGCUGCCGAGGUACAGUCAAACGGGGAAUCAGCCGGUCGCUCUGAGGUGUCAUCAGCAACAGAGGACAUCAGUGUUCCCAAGGAUCUGGAUCUCAUCGCUUUGCCACAGCUCUGUUUUCCUGGUGGUCUUCAAUUAACCAGUGAGCAGAAGGAGGACAGUUAUCACUUCCUGGUUUUUACCGACUUGUUUGGCAACCGAACCCAUGGAGUUGUUCUUAAGUACUACAGAGGAACACAGGAUGGUGUUGUGCAGAACGGCCACAGGUGGAAUUCAACCAAGCCCAGACUCUAUGCGCCUUUUGCUGUGUGUGUCAUCUCUAAGUUUCCCUACUACAAUGCCCUGAGAGACUGCUUGUCCUGUCUGCUGGUUCAGCUGCAAACUGCAAGACAAUCUGACUUUGAGGAAAUAGUCCAGGAGUUUUCUGCCAAACUGUCCCUGGUUCCCAUACCACCACCUGGACAGCUACACGUGUCCUUCAGCCUCCGUCCUCUUCAAGUGGUCCUCCCAUCCAGGGAGGAUCAGGACAGCCCUGUUAUAGACAUCGACCUUCAUCUACCACUCCUCUGUUUCAGUCACACAACACUACUCCAGGUGCUCUCCUGUCUCCUCCAAGAACAGAGGACCGUCCUCUUCUCCUCUGACUGGGCGAGACUUACUCUGGUUGCAGAGAGUCUGCUGCUGUAUUUGCAGCCCCUCUCAUGGCAGCAGCCCUAUGUACCUGUUCUGGCCAGAGGGAUGUUGGACUUCCUCAUGGCCCCUACCGCCUUCCUGAUGGGCUGUCACAUAAGUCAUUUUGAGGAGGUUGCUGCAGAGACAGAGGACCUAAUCCUGGUGAAUAUUGAUGAUGGCAUCAUUCAGUCAUCGUGGUCUGAAGUCAUCGACCUACCAGCUAUUCCUCUGGCUGCUGCAGAGAGCUUUAUGUCAAGGGCCGAGUGCCUCCAGCUUCACUACGACUUGGAGCUGUGCCACCUGGGAGCAGGCACUGAUGUCAAUGGCCUUCGAAUGCAACGCAGAAACUGGCAGAGGAGGCUUAACUCACAGAUACGAAACAUUACCUUGGAGCUAGUGGUCAACAUCUUCAGAGAGGUCCAGGACUUUCUCAACCACGAGCACAGAGUGUUUAACAGUGAGGAGUUUCUGAGGACAAGGGAACCCGCAGACCAGUUGUUUUACAAGAAGGUAUUAGAAACCCACAUCUUUCACUCAUUCCUGCGAGACAGGCUGAACAGGAAACGGGACACCUUCAGCCGUAUGGAGCUGAGCACACGCAACCACUCACAGAGAAAUCGCACUAUGACUGUGUACCCCCGUCGUCCUCCCAUGUUGGAACUGUCCAGGAAUGGCUACAACCGCUACACCAGCCCUGACCGCAGACUGAGCAAAAGGCUGGGAGCCAGUCUGCCUAAUUUAGAUCAGCCUUCACAUGACACCAUCCCAAUGCCAGCCAUCAACUCCAAUCGACCACAGUCCCUCAGGAAGAUGACUCCUGAUGCCGGUCAGUGCCAGUGCAGGAGAAGUCAAGCUCGUCCAAUUAAGUACCACUUCACAACUAAUUUCUUCGGUAUCGCUUUAGGGUUGAAGUCUCCUCAGACAGCUGUGAGAGUUUUCCGUCUGCCAGAGUUCCCUCCACCUUUGGCCUAUCAGUAUGUCCAGAACUAUUACUCCGACAUGGUGGUCUCACUGGGGAAGGCUAUUAACUCUGCCCCACCUGAGGAGUCUUCUCUGCUGGCCAGGUACCAUUACCUGCGUGGUUUGGUAAACACAGUGUCCAACAGGCGCCUCGAUGCAUUAGAGGAUUUUCAGAGUCUUUACAAGACCGACGCUGAAAUCUUCCCUUCUGAGAUGGUUAAGUCUCUGGUUGACUCCCUGCCAGAAGUUGAACGCUUACAGACGCAAAGACGACCGGAGCUCAAACGCCUCAUCAGUCGGGUUGAGCGGGACCAGGAGCGGGAACGCGCCGGUCAGGUCAGCGGACAGGAGGAAGGCACGGUCAAGCACUUCCAGCUGCCCAAAAAGUACAUGCAGAUGGAGGAGUUUGUGAAAUGUGUUCAGGAGUCUGGAAUAGUAAAAGACCAAGGAACCAUACACCGACUCUUUGAUGCCCUGACUGUGGGUCAUCAGAAGCAGGUUGGUCCUGACUUGUUCCGAGUGUUUUAUACAAUCUGGAAGGAGACGGAGGCCGAAGCUCAGGAGGUGUCCCUGCCGGCGUCUGUGUUGGAGCACAUCGAAACCAGUGAGUGCGUCUUCAAGCUGUCAUCCUCAGUCAAAACAAGCCGCGGCGUGGGAAAGAUCGCCAUGACUCAGCGGCGGCUCUUCCUGCUGACCGAUGGGCGACCGGGAUAUGUGGAGGAUCCCCAGUAUAUGCAACAGGCUCUGACCAAUGCCUUGCUAAUGGAUGCCGUUGUGGGCAGCCUUCAGAGCAGUAAGGCCAUCUAUGCUGCUUCCAAGCUGGGUCACUUUUACCGCAUCAAGACAGAAGUUCCCGUGAUGGUUCCCAAGACUACUUCAGAGACGCUGAAGCACAAAAUUAACCCCUCAUUGGAACUGGCUGCACCUCAGGCUGUGGAUGUCCUUCUGUACACACCAGGUCAGUUAUGGGUGUCUGUCAGUGGGGGGAAGGUGAUGGUGUUCGACGCCUCCAGCUGGUCUCUCACACACACCUGUCAAGUUGGGAAUUCAAGAUUGAACUGUAUGCUAGGAGUAGAUAAGGAUCAGGUCUGGAUUGGCUCUGAAGACUCUGUUAUCUACAUUAUUAGUAUGGUGGCCAUGAUCUGUAACAGACAGCUGACUGAACACAGAGCCGAGGUCACUGGACUGUCACUUGACAAUGAAAAAUACAGCCAGAAAGUGGCGUACUCUUGCAGUGCAGAGGGAACCAUCAUGGCGUGGGAUGUCUCAACGCUUCAGGUGAAGAGGCAGUUCCGGCUGUCCUGCGACCGCCUGCAGUCCGUUCACAGCCUUAACACGGCGCUUUGGUGUUGUGCGAGGGACAGUAUAAUGGAGGUGUGGAGGAAUGGCUCGGUAAAACACCGGAUCCAUUUGCCCGCGCAGCAGAGAGCCACGAUAAGCGCUGUGCUGCUCUUACCAGAGAGGGAGGAGCUGUGGAGUGUGUGCAUCGACUCCGCAGAAGUCUGCAUCUGGCAUCUGAAAGACGCCGGCAAGCCGUUCCGCUGCGUGGCGCUGCAGGACUGCACCGGCUGCUACUGCAUGAUAAAAGUGAAAAAACAGGUGUGGGUAGGGGCCGUGGGACGGAGUUCGACCAAAGGGAAGGUUUACAUCGUGGACUCAGAGCGCCACGAGGUUCUGAAGGAACUCCACGGCCACACGGACAGGGUGACGGCGCUCUGCUCCGCUGAGGACCGCUACGUCCUCAGCGGAGCAGGCAAACAUGACGGAAAGAUCGCCAUCUGGAAGUAUACCAACGCCACAGCCCCGCCUCUUUAUGCAAAUGACCGUGACGUCAGCGGAAGCAGGCGCUACGUAUCUUCUUCCGACAGAUAUUCUUUUAAAGGCGUAUUUAAAGCCCUGGCUUCAGUUGUAGGAGCAGCGGGCAACCUAUGCAACAGCGAGCCGCCGCGAAGCCGAGCGACGGUCCGACCUCUCCGCGGACACACGGACACGGAGCCGGCGGCCGACACGAAACCCGGCCGAGGUUGCUGCUGCAGAGAGGAGGAGGAGGAGGAGGAAGAAGAGGAGGAGGAGGAGGUUGAGGAGGAGAAGGGGGGGCGUUUACAGUAG
This is a messenger RNA of Menidia menidia (Atlantic silverside), 4155 nucleotides long. The record is from the annotation of a GenBank genome assembly. Lineage: Eukaryota; Metazoa; Chordata; Actinopteri; Atheriniformes; Atherinopsidae.